Cygnus olor (mute swan) is the source of this 8055-nucleotide messenger RNA. RefSeq names its product centrosomal protein 250 (gene CEP250). Gene Ontology annotation, biological process: cilium assembly. Bases 37 to 8055 code for a protein of 2672 amino acids. The record is from RefSeq and is a predicted model, not a curated record. The transcript is spliced from 31 exons. Lineage: Eukaryota; Metazoa; Chordata; Aves; Anseriformes; Anatidae.
GGCGGGCCGGGCCGGGCCGGGCCGGGCGAACGGGGCAUGGCGGCGGGGGACGGGGAGGCGGCGCGGAGCCAGGCGUCCCUACGGCGCCGGCUGCAGAGCUCAGAGGAGGCGCAGCACCGGCAAGCGGUGCUGGUGCGGAAGCUGCAGGAGAAGUUGCUACAGUAUCGGACCUGGUGUCGUGAGUUGGAGCAGCAACUUGAAGCCGGAGGGUUGAGUGGGCAGGGAUCCCUUUCAGACAGAUGGGAACCCACAGAGGAGCACAGCCUGGAAAAAGCACUGCUCCAGUUGGAAGAGGAGCAGCGAAGGUGUGAGAACCUGGCAGAAGUGAACACUCUCCUGCGGGAGCACCUGGAUAAAGCAAAUGAGGUGAAUUCAGCUCUUAAAGAGGAUGUUGGAAAACUGACGGCAGAUUGGAUGAGGGCCCGGAAGGAACUGGAAUUGAAGGAGAGUGAAUGGCGCAAUGAACGUGAGUUUUAUGACAGCUACUUAAGGGGUGAGCAUAACCGUCUUCUGAGCCUGUGGCGUCAGGUGGUGACCUUCCGCCGUCAUUUUGUGGAAAUGAAGACCGCCACUGACAGAGAUUUGUCAGAGCUGAAGGCAGAGCAAAUGAGGCUCUCUGGAUCUAUACUUGUAAACUGCUUCCGUCUAAACUCUGGCAUACAGCUCUGGGAGUCCAUCACUUUGGGUAGACCUGUCCUAAAGGAUCAGGCACAGCAGCAAAUGGAAAGGGAAAUAAACCAGAAGACUUUGGAAGUGAUGUGUUUACAAAUCAAGGGUGACCUGGAGAAGAAGGAACUUCAAGAUAGGGUGAUGGAGCUCUCAGCCUUGCUUAUACAGUCUCAGAAGCAGAAUGAGGAGAAGGAGAAGACCAUGAAAACACUUAACGACACUGUGGAGAUUCUAGAAGCAAGUCGAUUAGAGGUAGAAUAUGAAGCUUCAUUGACUAAAAAUGCCAAAGAAGAGAAUCUUGCCCUUCAAAAGUUAAUCAAAGAUAUAACUGAGGUGGUGUUAGAUGACAGUGACAGCACGGUCAGCCUUGUCUGCACUGACAAUUUCCAGCGUCCAGAGUCUAUCAACGUCCUUGCUUGUCUGAGCUCCCUUGAUACAGACCAUGCCUUUGUAUUGGUUCAGGAAGCACUGGCAAGGAGGCAAAGAGCAACACAGGCCUUAAAAGAAGAGCUUUCUGCUAGACAGGACUCUAUAAAUUCCCUGCAGCACCAGCACAGACAGCAGGAGGAAAAGUGCAAAAAGCUGCAGCAACGGCUUGAGCAACUGGAAGAGGAAAGUAAGAUGUCAAGCAGUCAACAGCAGCACCUUCAGUCCCUGGUAGAAUCACUCAAAAGUGAUUGUGCAAACCUAGAGAAAACCAGGAGAGAACUACAGCAACAGCUAGAUGAAAGUGAGCAAGAAGCCUCGCGUCUGCGUCGAAGUAACACUGAACUGCGGCUGAAGGAAGAUUCAGCCCAAGGGGAAAAGCUGGAGCAGCAACAAGCAAUGGAGAGAGUAUGUCAUGACCAGGACCUCCUUCUGAAGGACUUAGCUGCACUUGAAGCAAAACAUUCAUUAUUACAGAGUGAGUUGGUAGUCACAAGAGAGAUGCUGGAGGAAUCACACCUUCAGAGGGAUCUGCUGAAGCAAGAGAAACAUGAGCUUACAAUGGCACUGGAAAAGGCAGAGCAGUCAGUAGCAGAGUUGACAGGAGCUCAGAAUAAGCAGAGUUCUGAAAUAGCUGAUCUACAUGUUGCCACAGCAAAGAUGAGCAGUAUUAAUGAAGCUCUUGCAUUGGAUAAAGUGCAACUGAACAAGCUUGUGUUGCAGCUGGAACAAGAGACCGAAGUUCUGUCAGGUAAAGUGGAUGAGAUGGAGAGAGCAAAGAUCUCUGUACAGGAGAAGAUGAGCUCUUAUAAAAGAACAAAUGAAGAGCUUUGCGCAGAGAAAUCCCACCUGGAGCAGCUGCUGAAGAAAGCAGAGGAGCAACAGGAGGGGCUGCAGGUGCAACUGAGAAUACUGACAGAGGAGAAGGAAGAAACCCAGCUAAAACUCAACCAGGUUUACCUCCAGCAAGAGUCAGCUAGCAGUGGUUUGGAGCAGUUGCGCCAAGAGUCCUCUCGCCAAGAGGAUGCACUGGCCAAGGUGUCCAAAGAGAAGGAAUUCCUGGUGCAUGAGAAGGCUGCCCUUGAAGUGCGACUGGCAGCUGUGGAACGGGACAGACAAGACCUUUCAGAGCAGCUGGCAGAGGCCAGGUCAGUGAAGGAGACCCUGGAAUCCAGCCUGUUUGAGGCUCAGCAGCGUAUAUCUCAGCUGGAGAUCAGCAGGAGUCAGCUUGAAAUCCAACUGCAUACAGUCAUCCAGGCUAAGGAAGUGGUGCAAGGGGAAGUGAAGUGUCUUCAAAGUGAGUUGGAAGCAGAGAGAUCUUUAAUGAAGCAGGAACGGGAAAACAUGGCACAACAGCUCCUGCAGACAGAACAGCAGUAUAACAAUGCUCUCAAACUUCAUCAAACUGAUCACGAAGUGGAAAUAAACAAACUCCUACAAGACCUGGCAAAUGAGCGGGAAGGGCACCAUUUAGAGCUGCAGGAGAUGCUGGAGCACUGGGAAAAGGAGAAAGCAGAGACAGAAGGUGAGCAUGAGAAGAAGCUGUUUGAUAUGAAGCAGAAAGUUGCUACCAUGCAAGCUCAACAAGAAGAGGAACGAACUAGAGUUGAAAAUGCUAAGCAAGAGGUCCUGCUAGAAAAAGAGAGUGAGAAGAAAGCUUUAUUAGAGACACUACUCCAAACUCAGGGAGAGCUAACAGAAGCCUGCCAACAGCUUGAGCAACUCAGGCAAGAGGUGAAAGAGCAGCAAGUGUAUGGGCAGAGCAUAACAGAAAAGCUGCAAGCAGAGCUGCGAGAAACUCGUUGUAAGAUCAAGGCAGUGGAGAAUAUGCAUAAGGAAGAAAUCAAAACCGUCAAAGAGGAACUGAAUAUUCUUCUUCAACAGAGGGAUGACCUACAAAAACAGGUGGAAGAGUUGACAUCUCAGCUAGCAGCUUCCCAAGAGUCCCAGCAAGCAAUUGGCCACAAAGCUCAGCAGGAUCUGAAUGAGGCACAGGAAUUGUCAAGGCAGAAGGUACUGGAGGUUGUGCACCUCCAGAGGAUUUUGGCUGAAGAGAGGAGCCAGUGGGAAGAGGUAGAACAUCAGAACAAAAAGCUGCAAGUGUGUCUGCAGUCCUUGGAGGGGGAAAGGAGUCGAUGGGAAGAAGUGGAGCGUCACAAUGCAGAAUUUGAGGCUUCACUGAAGGUCCUAGAGAGUGAAAGAGCCAGGCUGUCUCUGUCUCUGGAACAGAAGGAACUGAGCCUCAAGACCCUGGAAGAAAACAACCUUGCCCAGCAGAACGAGGUGUCUAAACUACUUUCUGAUAUUCAACAGGCCCAGCAGCUCCAUUCAGACCACAAAAGAGAAAUACAAGAGCUCAACAACCAGGUACAGUCACUGCAGGAAGUGGUGCUGGAGAAGGAGGCUGGCCUGGCAGCUCGGGAGAAGCAGCUAUUACAGGAUCUGGAGAAGUCCCGAGCCGGUGAACUGUGCUUGAGAGACUCUUUGCACGUGCUGGAGGCUGAGAUGGCUGAACUUCAUCUGAGGCUUUGUAGCACAGAGAACAGAGCAAAGGCAUUGGCUACAGAGUGCCAGCAGGCUAACAGCGCCCAUUGUGAAGCCCAAUCACAAUUGGACAAACUGCAAUUGGUUCUCCACCACAUGCUGUGUGACAGCACUGAUACAAGCAGAGGCCUAGUCACUUGGAGUUCAGAACAGGAUCGUGUCUGGGGCCUAACUGUUUCUCAGGCCAGGGAAGUCCCUGUAGAGCUCACAGUGGACGGAGUGGCAGCAGCCAUAGAAGACCUGCGUCAGGACCUGAGGCAGACUCAGCAAGAUCUGAAUGAUGCCAGGAAGAAAAUACAGGACCUUGAGCUGGAGCUGAGCAAGAGGCAAGCUGAGAGGGACCACUUCAGUGCAUGCAAUCAAGAACUACAGAAGCAGUUGACUCGAUGCCAGGAAGAGAGGCAGAUGGCAGAAGACAAGAAGAACUCUCUACAAGCUGCCUUGCAGGCAGAGACUGCUGCUCUAAAGAAGGAAGCUAUGACUCUACAUCAAGAGGUGGCAUCUUUGGAAAUGAAACUUGAGAGCACUGAGAAGCAAAGAAAGGAUGUGCUGCAUGAACGGGACAGACUGCAAGCAGUUGAAGAAAAACUAAUGUGGGAGAUAAAACUUCUUCAGGAAUCAGUCACAGCCUCUGAAACACGAGCAAAUACAGCAGCAGAAAUGAAUCACUCCCUUGAACAAGAACUUCAAACUACAUUGUCUAUCUUAAAAAUAAAAAAUGAAGAAGUGCAAACUCAGUGGGAGAAAAUCCAGAUGCUACAGAAAGAAGCAGCAGAUGUAAAAGCUUUGAAGGAGAAUCUUACUCAAACGAAUGCCAUCCUAUCAAAGAGAGAGGGAGAAAUGAAGUUAUACCAGGAACAGAUGAGAAUACUGGAAAACCAGGAAGAAAUGCAUAAAAUGACUCUAGAUCAGAUUAUUAAGGACAUUAAAGAGAAAAAAGAGAAGACAGAAUCCCAGCAAGAACAAAUAAAGGAGCUAGAGAAGCAGCAAGAAAAACAGAUGAUUGCUGCAAGCAAGAUGAGCAAAGACCUGGAAGACAGAGACCAGGAGAUCAGAACCCAGCAAGAAAUGAUACAUGAGCUGGAGAAGCAACAAGAAGUGCAGAGGACUGCUGUGAGUAAGAUGACCAAAGACCUGGAAGACAGAGACCAGGAGAUCAGAUCCCAGCAAGAACUGAUACAGGAGCUGGGGAAGCAACGCGAAAUGCAGAGGACUGCUGUAAGCAACAUGAGCAAAGACCUGGAGGAGAGAAAACAGGAGAUCAGAUCCCAGCAAGAACUGAUCAGGGAGCUGGAGAAGCAGCAAGAAACGCAGAGGACUGCUGUGAGCAGGAUGAGCAAAGACCUGGAAGACAGAGACCAGGAGAUCAAAUCCCAGCAAGAACUGAUCAGGGAGCUGGAGAAGCAGCGAGAAACGCAGAGGACUGCUGUGAGCAGGAUGAGCAAAGACCUGGAAGACAGAGACCAGGAGAUCAGAUCCCAGCAAGAACUGAUACAGGAGCUGGGGAAGCAACGCGAAAUGCAGAGGACUGCUGUAAGCAACAUGAGCAAAGACCUGGAGGAGAGAAAACAGGAGAUCAGAUCCCAGCAAGAACUGAUCAGGGAGCUGGAGAAGCAGCAAGAAACGCAGAGGACUGCUGUGAGCAGGAUGAGCAAAGACCUGGAAGACAGAGACCAGGAGAUCAAAUCCCAGCAAGAACUGAUCAGGGAGCUGGAGAAGCAGCGAGAAAUGCAGAGGACUGCUGUGAGCAGGAUGAGCAAAGACCUGGAAGACAGAGACCAGGAGAUCAAAUCCCAGCAAGAACUGAUCAGGGAGCUGGAGAAGCAGCGAGAAACGCAGAGGACUGCUGUGAGCAGGAUGAGCAAAGACCUGGAAGACAGAGACCAGGAGAUCAAAUUCCAGGAAGGGAAAAUAAUGAUUCUAGAACAACAUGGUACAUCACAAGUGAGAAGUCUGCUAGUGGAUCUUGAUCAUAUGAAAGGAAACUUGCAGGAGAAAAAUUUAGAGCUUAUGUCUCUGACUCAGCACAUCAAAGAACUGGAGAUGGAGAGAGAACAGGUGAAAUCUUUGCACACAAGUCUUGAACGCCUUGGGGCAGUUCUUAGAGACAGAGAGAGUGAGUCUGACACUCAGAGGGAUCAGUUGAGACUCUUCCAGCAGUACAAGGAACGUCAAGAGGAGUACUUGCAAGAGCUUCAUGGUAAAAUAGAAAAGAUGACCCUUUCUUUAUCUAAAAAAGAUCAGGAGCUUGAGUCACAGCAAAAACAAAUUCAGGAAGCUGAAGAAGUCAUGGAAAUGAAGUUGAAGACUGUCCAUGAUCAACUGGAGCAGACAUUAGAAACUUUAAAAGAAAAGGACAAACUCCUAGACAUCCAAAAGCAACAAACAAGGAAACAUGAGGAAAAAACAGAAGAACAAAUUAAUGUCUUAUAUAAAGACUUAGAAUACACUAAGGCAAUAUUGAGAGAGAAGGAUUUCAUGAUUGAAUCUCAGAAGGAACUGAUUGAGACUUUCCAAAAACAAGAAAAAGACUUUGAGCAGCAGAAGGAAAUUCUGCAACAUCUUAAAGUGGCUCUAAAGGAACAUGAGCAAGAAAUUAUAUCACUUAGAAAACAAUGUGAGGUGUGCAAAGAAAAGGAGGAAAUGCUUGAAGCUGAUCAAGCAAGUCUUCGAGAAACAAAAGUGACUCUGAAAGAAAGGGAAAGAAAGAUAGAGGUACUGGAGGAGACUAUCUCUAAGCUUCAACAGCAAAAUGAAGAGGCAGUGAUGCAGAGUACAGCUAUACUGCAAAAACUAGAAUAUGCUGAAUCUUCUCUAGCAGCUAGAGAUCAAGAGAGAGUGUCUCUGCAAGAGCAUGUCCAGGAACUUCGAGAGCAGAAGGAGUUAGAAGGCAAACAGGCCAAGAGUCUACAGCAGGAUCUAAACAAAAUGAGCCAAACAAUGAAAAAGAAAAAUUUGGAGAUCCUUAAGCAGUCAGAGCAGAUUAAUGUCUUCCAGCUUCGUGAAGAAAGCAUGAAAGUAGCACUAACAUCUUGCCAGAAUCAAGUAAAUCUACUUGAGGAAGUGUUGAGGAAGAGAGAUGAAGACAACAAAACUCUUAUGCAAAAACUUCAACUACAAGAAGAAGAACUGAAGACCUUGCAGAAUCUCCAGCUUAUGCUAACUGAGAAGAAAGAAGAGAUUAGACAUCACAGAGAGCAAGAGAAGCUCCUGGAAGAAGCCUUGCAUGAGAAACAAUGGGAGACUAAGGCUCAAGGUGAACAAAAAAGGUUAGAAGAUGAGGAAAUGAGAGGUCUUCAGGAAGAUGUCCAGCACAUUCAGCAGAUGCUGAUAAAGAAGGAUGAAGAGAUCAAGUGCCAGAGAGACAGAGUCAGGUAUUUAGAGAAGACUCUGACAGGGAGAGAACAAGAGCUUAGGAGGCAGAGUGAACUCCUGAAACAAUUAACGUCAGCUUUGCGAUGGAAGGAUGAAGGGGAGACCCUAAAGAAACAAAUCCAGAAACUCCAAAAAUGGGAAGAAGAGGAAGCAGAGAAGAAGAAAGUUCUCCGGGAGAGAGACCUCUUCUUGAAAAGGCAGAAGGAGCUAGCCCAGCAACUGGAAGAUGAGAGAAAAGUAAAAGGAGAAGAAUUGAAGCGUAUGAUUGCUAUUUUGAAGCAGACUGAAAGUGGAGAAAUCGAAUGGAAAGAGAAAGCACAAGCACUGACUCUUGCCCUUACUAAGAGUGAAAUGGCCAAUGGGACUUUGAGGGAAGAAAUAGCCAUCUUGCAAAGUAUGGUUUUAGACAGGGACGAGGACCGGUUUCAUCUUCAGCAGGCUAUUGCAGAAGGGGAGCAGCUAUCAUGGGUCUCAGAGAAGAGACUCCUGUGGCAGCGGCUGGAGAGUCUGCAGCAAGCAAUUGCAAGGCUGGAACAUGAAAAGACUGAGCUGAAGCAACUCAAUGCUGAGCUCAGGAGGACUCUUGAGCAGGUGGAACGUGAACGAAGGAGACUGAAGAGAGGUUAUAGUGGUCAGUCACUGCCAGGUGCAUGCAAGUCUUCUCUGUCAGAGUCUGAUGAAGACAAGAUGCCUGCUUCUAGACAGGAGGAGGCUCAUGCUCUCUCCAGUCAAUUCGCUGAGUUACAGAAUCAGGUUACUCUUCUGCAGCAGCAGUUGGCACAAGAACGAAAAUACAAGCAGGACUAUAUUGAGUGUUGUGCAAAGACCAGCCAGGAGCUGUCAGACCUUCACCAAGAGCUGUCUUGCUCCUUGGCAGCUGUGGUCAGGGAGCCCAAAGCUGCUGUUCUGGAGGCAGAGACCCAGAAGCUGGAUCGGUCUCUGAACCGUACCUUGGCACUGAUGUCUCUGGACUGUGAGUAUCCUGAGAGACAGCCAUUGCAUUCAACAGUCAGAUCCACCACAAGGGAUGGCCUGAGGUAA